This is a messenger RNA of Rubroshorea leprosula, 1045 nucleotides long. Lineage: Eukaryota; Viridiplantae; Streptophyta; Magnoliopsida; Malvales; Dipterocarpaceae. The record is from the annotation of a GenBank genome assembly.
UGAUUCUGGGAUCCAUUGUAUUCUUUGCUAUGGAAAAUUAAUUGCUUGAUAACUUCUUCUGUGCUCACUAAAUAUGUGCUUUGUGUAGCGAAAGAUUUUCAAUUCUGCAGUUCCAGAGAGGCAGCAUCAGGGUUGGCAUAUUAUGAUUUUAUAUUGAAAACCAUCUCUGUAGGAAUAUCUCUUAUUCUGCAGUUCCAGAUGGUGCUGCUUUUGUUAUUGGCUUGUGGAAGACUCCUUAUUGAAGCAAUUUUUAUUAUCGAAUCUGACAUUGUCUAUAAUGAUGAUGUAAUAUGCUGUGAGUGCAUUGAAACAAAAUGCAAGAUGAUACUUCUCCAUAAUCCACAGUGCACUUUAACUUAAAUUCAUGAUUUAUAUUGGUGUCAUUGUUGCUAUCUAUCCACAUGCUCUAAGUUCAGCUUGGCCUUUCAGUGGUUUCUUGGUAACUAUUUACCUUGUUCAAAUGAUGGAGAGUCACUGCCUAAAAUUGAAGACAUGGUCAUCUUAUAAUAAAAUUUAGGAAUGAUAUUCUAUUUAGGUUUUUUCUUUCUUUUUUUUUUCUGAAUUUAUAAUCAUUAGAAGUCCUGAUAUUAGAGGACAAUACUAGAUAAUAUGAAAGGAUUAAUUCCUCAAUUUCCUUCUAAGAUUUGUGUACCUAUGAAGAUUAUGUAGUGCUACUCCACCUCGCACUUCUAGUGUUUUUCUAGAAUUUUUGGUCUGCAAAACUAGGUCAAGGGGUUAUUUUCUCACUUCAGAUGUUGAGUGUGGUUAUUUGAUGCUUUUGGGUGUUUAGUGAUGGCUACCUCACAAAUCACAAUUAGCUACCAAUAUCCAAGGAUUACAGUUAUGAGAUGUUUACUGAUUUGUUGAAAGUAGAGUUUGGCUGGUUAUGCUUUCUUUCUUUGGGAUAACUUAUGAGCCAGUUUCUCAAGUUUACUUGGCUGGUGUUUACUAAUGUUUCAGUUUUGGCAGCUUUUCUGUUUCUUCGCCAUCACGGAAAAACUGAUUCUGUCCUGAGUCUUAGCAAAGGUCACACUUUGUUGGUUUU